CUGUACACACCGACAAACUCCCGGGCCGUGUCCGAUAGAGCUCUGGUAGAGGACGCCUUCCCUGACUUGUCCGACUCGAACUUUGACCCCACCAGCACCAGCAGACUCCCCGUGCAGGCGGUGGUCAUUUUCCGGAGUAGACUUGACCUCGCCAUCUUCACAGACGAGGUUCUCAACGAGUUAUUGAGCUUCAAUUCGUCCAUAUGGGAUCUGGUCGUUUUUGAGGACGGUCAAAAUUAUACGUACAGUGACCUGUGUGCCGUGAGAGCAGGGAGAUGUGCUGUUGGCGGAGAGAUAUUUCUCUCUCCAGAUUUCAGAACCAUGCUGGACACAGGUCAAGUCACGUACCCGUUGUGGCUGGGCACUGAACCUUUGGACCUCGAGGUGUACUUCAGCAACGUCAGCGUGUCACAGAGCGGGGUCCUGCAGGCAGCCGGCACCUACAAGAUGUCCUUCCCUCUCAGAACCGACACGGAGAAGAUGUCCCAGCUUUCACUGGCUUGGGAGUUGAAGUUUGUCGACUUUAUGGCCACUGUUGACUUCAACUCGGUGGACGUGGGGACUGUUUGUCCACCCGAGCUCUUCUUGCCAACGGGGGUGUCGUUGCUUCUUUACUGGGUACACUGGGAGCCCUUGGCCUGGUCACACUAAUUGGUGUCCGUUAUGUGAAUAUCGUUGGAGUCAUGCCUUUCCUGACGCUCGGAAUCGGCGUUGAUGACAUGUUCCUGCUGAUGAACAGCUGGAGCGAGACGGCGGCGCAGACAACUCUCUCUGUGCCUCAGAGGAUAGGAAUGGUCUUCAGAAAAGCUGGCGUCGGCAUAAGCAUCACAUCACUCACCGACUUUCUCUCUUUCGUCGUCGGAUCAACCAGCGUCUUUAAAAGUGUCAGCAAUUUCUGCAUAUACGCAGGUCUGGAAUAACGAAGACUUUGGUGUGAAAUUGCCUGUAUCGUUUGUACAGCUGUCGCCAAAGGACCACCGAGGGGCCUCCAGUAUACAGAGCACCCAGGAGCUUCUAACAAAAGCCAAACAAGAUUCACAAAUCAACCCUGUGGUGGAGAAGUGCUGGCUCACAUCCUACGCUCUCUCUCCUUCCUUCAACACCUCAACGGACGAGCUGUUUUUCCUUGGCUUGGAGCAGUUCCUGAGGGAGAACCCGCGGUUCUAUAGCGACGUCGUACUGGAGCCACAGAACUUCUCAGUCACGGCGUCGAGGUGUUUUGUGUAUUCUUACAAAAUCGUCGACUCUAACGAACAGGCCGCCCUGAUGUCCAGAAUGCGUGAGGUGGCUGACUCAUCCCCCCUGGGCGUCUUCGCCUUCCAGCCGGCCUUUGUGUACUUCGAGCAGUACUUGGCUGUGCUACCCAGCACUCUCAAGACUGUCGGCGCCACCAUUGCAGUAAUGUUCGUGGUGACGUGCCUGUUCCUGCCCCACCCUAUCAUCGUGACUGUGGUCAUGGGGCAGGUGCUGAUGAUCGUUAUCGGCGUGUUUGGCUACAUGAGCAUCUGGGGGCUCAGCCUGAGCUCCAUUACCAUGAUACAGAUCAUCAUGAGCGUGGGAUUCUCCGUCGAUUUUUGCGCUCACGUGUGUACGGCCUACAUGAUCUCCGACUCGCCAACCCGCCGCGGACGUGCCACAGAGGCUAUGAUCGAUGCAUCCGGCCCCAUUCUCAACGGAGGUAUUUCCUCCAUCAUCGGCCUCAUCGCCCUCCUCUUCACCGAGUCGUAUAUCUUCCAGUCUUUCUUCAAAAUCAUGUUCCUCGUGAUAGGCUUCGGUACGGCCCAUGCAGUGCUUCUCAUCCCAGUUGUUCUAUCAUUUAUUGGACCCGAGGCGCGCCCAAGAAUACGAGACGAGUACGCGAAUAAUGAUGACGCUAUACCAAGUGAUGAUAAUGUCAAAGCAAACGAUGAUGACGAUGGCGUGGAGGAGGGAUUCCACCCAAGCAAUGACAAAAAUAUAUCAUUAUCCGGGAGUGAAAGUCCCAAAAGUAAUGACAAUAUAAAAUUGUCCGAGAAUGAAAGUCCUAAGAAAAAGGAAAACGAAGGAGGACAAUACGAGACUACUGAAAACUUGUAGUGAAUCAUCAGAGAGUUUCCGUCCUUGUCCAGAAGGAUUUACUGACGUUAGCAACAAUUCAGAAUUAUCAUAAAGCCUCGGGGACUUGGGUAUGGUGUGGUUCAAACUUAAGAACCAACGUUUCACAAUGAAACAAAUCAUACCCUUUGCUUCGUUCCAUAGAUAGCGUCUUAUUGAUGAGAGAAGUUGUCCAUAUUGCGUGCUUACGGAAGUCCAAAGCUUUAACAAUAAUAAUUUAUUUAUAGAGUAGCGAGUUACAUAAUAUGUGAGGCAUCAUGGUGAAAUCUGGCGCUUGUCAAAUUAAUGAAAUCGUAGACAACGACAUUUUUCUUUCUGCUUGGCAAUUUUUAUCAAAUUGUUUUAAAGACCUUUUAUGUCCAUUGGUGUGUGGCUUUUACUGAAAAUCGUUGAUUUAAGACACAAAAGGGUCAAUUUACAGUUUCAAGGACUCUCAAACUUUUGAAGUCGCCAAACUUUGGCGGCGAUUUUCUCUCUAAUUUUACCUCUGAAAGCAGGUGACCCCCACCUCCUUCAAUCCGAAAUACAUCGACUUCUAUUGAAGAUAGAUGGAUAAUUUAUUCAUUGAAAGCAACACUAUUGAGUAAGCUUUAAGAUGAUACCUACCAACAGCUCCACAUGCCCAAAGAUUGACGAGUGCCUCAUUCCACCACGUCGUGACACAUUAUGUUUAGGGGAUGUUUGCGCCUGUGUGGGACGUGUGCAAUGACGCUGUUAUAAAAUUCCGGCGACAACUCGAGUUGGGACAAGUCUCAUUGUUUACUCAUUCUUUACGAAUGCCUCUCAUUGACAUUUGUAUGUACAUGUCAAUGAAGCAAUUUGAUUCCCUCAACUCUUGCCAACGCCGUGCUUUCGUCAAAAGUUGUUAAACCUAGGCAAGAAAGGUACAUUGAUUACACAGUUAUCUCCCUUGGUACGGGCACAGUGUGCCGUGGGAUCCAACGAAGAGCGCGCUCUUUCUGCUUCUUUUUUUCUGUUGUUGUUUGUUUUGUUUUUUUGCCAUUUGAUGACAUUAGAUAAAUAUAUUUAUAGUAAAUUUAGAGAUAUUCAAAGUGGCCAAACUUGAGUGAUUCAGUUUCUAAGAUCCGUAUAAAUUAUAAGAUAUCAAAGAAGGCAAAACAAAAAAAGCACCAAAAAUAUCAAAAAGCAAAUUUUUCAUCAUUUUUGAGUACCUGACCUGCUGUGAUGCUCUAAAGACCUUAUUAUCUAGGUCUUGUCACGUCACCUAUCUGUUCAAGCUCUGUAAGUAUGUUGUCCUUGUUGUACCUCUGCCUGUAUUGCCUUCUGUUUUUCCAGUGAGGUCAAGAUGUUCAAGACCAUAUGUUGACUCAAGUGUUCCAGUAACCGCGCGUAUCUCUACCUUGUUGUUUAUAUUUGUGGUCGUCUUGCGCCAGCGUUUUUUCAGUUCUACACGAUAUCUGAACUCUAUUCAUUGCAUGAAAUGUUCAACAGUCUCCUGAGAAACCACAUUUUCAUUGUCCUCAGUUAAUUUUUACUCUCCCCAGCGAUUGUGCAGCACUCACAGCUGAACAGAAGGGUUGACCACACCUAGCCUAUUUAAACCAUUAAUCUUUUGCCUCUGAUAUCUUUCUCUUGCUAAAGACUGGACGUAAACCCAUAUUGUGUGGUGGCCUUGGAAAGCUGAGUACAUUGUCGGUUGCUCACAUUUUAAACUGACCCUUCCUUAUGACAACCCAUUUACUUCCUUUCAUGCGACAGUCGAAAUCUUUAAAAUACAUGUAGCUACCACAAUAUGUUAUAGAGUAACACAUUUUACUGAGAAAAGCACUUUGGGGGGGGGGGGGAGUAUUUCAAAAAGA
Aplysia californica (California sea hare) is the source of this 3914-nucleotide messenger RNA. RefSeq names its product patched domain-containing protein 3. The record is from RefSeq and is a predicted model, not a curated record. Lineage: Eukaryota; Metazoa; Mollusca; Gastropoda; Aplysiida; Aplysiidae. Gene Ontology annotation, cellular component: membrane.